UGUUACCUAUUAGAGUCUGUGUUAACUAAUGAGUUGUUUAAAAAUAUACAAUUAAAUGUGUAAUCACAUGAAAACACAGUAGUAUAGUUCAUGGAAAAUCUGAGUGAGAAAAAAAUUAUUAGAUACCUUGAAGGUUUAGGUCGAUCUUCACAAUCACUAAUUAUAACUGGUUUGUUAUUUUAACAUAUAUAAUCAUUUCAUUGGCAUUUUGACAAGGACUUUUUCCUAGAUGUAAGUAUAACAUUUUUUUUAUUUCCUUUUUUACACACUUUACCGGUUUAUGGAACCCAGUUUCCAUUCAGUACCUACAACCUUGCCAUUAGAAGUAGCCGCAAUGGGUCCAAUUAUCCGCGAUAUUGACGAAAUUUACGCAAAAGAUAAACGAAUAAAACGCGAAGAUGUUCGAAUUUUGAAAGAGUGGUUACAAAAGCAGGAACAUCUACCUCAAAUGACAGAGACACAAAUAAUCAUAUUUCUUCAUACUUGCUUCUAUAGCAUAGAACAAGCUAAAGCCAACAUUGAAAGUUUUUGGACAAAACGUACUCUUUACUAUUAUUGCUUCAAACCCUUAGACAAAGAGGAACUGCGAACAAAUUCUUCAGUUGCCUUUAUUGGUGUCCUUCCGAAGCCUACUCCUCAAGGGUACAACAUCCUCCUUUCAAAGCUAAUUGAUGUAACACCAGAAAAGUUCGAUUUUACCAAAUUGACAAGAAUGGUGGAUAUGGUGGCUGCACUGUAUCUCAAUGAACGUGGUCCUCUUGAUGGCGUGGUAAUAGUCUAUGAUGCGAAAGGCUGCACCUUUGGUCAUCUAACUAGGAUAAAUUUGGAUGUUAUGAAGCAUUCCACAGAAAUAAUACGGGAAUCCAUACCGGUCAGAAUUAAACAAAUCCACCUCAUCAACGCAUUUUCUUUGGUAGACAAACUCAUGGGUUUACUGAAACCGUUUCUAACGAACGAACUUUACAGCCUAAUCAAUGUCCACUCUUCACUAAGUACGUUUUACAAAUAUGUGCCUCAGGAGUGUUUACCUGAAGAGUAUGGGGGAGAUUUGCCUUCGUGUCAGAUUUUACAAAAAGACAAUCUCAACCACAUGUUAAGUAGUUACCCUUUUUAUGAAUGGCACGAUUCUCUCUUAGUUGAUGAGUCUAAAAGACUGGAAAAAUCGACCAGUUUCGGUAUUGAUGGAACGUUCAAGACGCUGGAAAUUGACUGAAGUGAACGUACAAUUUUACUGUUAAACGCCAAUAAAGUUUUUAUUAUUAUGAUAA
This is a messenger RNA of Zophobas morio, 1268 nucleotides long. Its product is annotated as alpha-tocopherol transfer protein-like. Gene Ontology annotation, molecular function: phosphatidylinositol bisphosphate binding. Lineage: Eukaryota; Metazoa; Arthropoda; Insecta; Coleoptera; Tenebrionidae. The record is from RefSeq and is a predicted model, not a curated record. Bases 281 to 1213 code for a protein of 310 amino acids. Gene Ontology annotation, cellular component: membrane. The transcript has 6 exons.